AGGUACUUUUUCGUGGGCUUCUAAGCCUCAGUCUUGUGUUGAUAAAUGCAAAGGAUCCCGAGUUACCAUUAUGUCCAACGAACAUGGAGUAUUUCCCACAGAAUUUACCAAUGCAUUGCCGUUUACCAGGAACAGUGCUUCCUUUUUCGCCACCCGUAUACCCAAACCCAGAAAUAGGUAAACAACCAAUGCCGAUUCCAAUGCCAAGAAUGCCUGGCCUAAUACCUGGAUCAAUACCUGGAAUGAUGUCUGGGCAGAUUUCUGGAUCCAUGCCCAUGCCAAUGGCACCCAUGCCUCCAGGACCAGCGCACAAACUUCCUGUAAUAGUAAUGCCAUUUUAUUCACCCGACACAUCUGGCAAAAAUCCUCAAAUAUCACAUCAAGUUAGACCAAGAAAACGCAAACAUCCUAUAAGAAAAAGAAGGCCAAAAUACUAUACUUCCGACGAAGACAGUACUGACACUGACUCGUCAACGGACACAGAUGAUUCUACCGAUACCUCUUCCGAACGUGGCUUAUGGAGAGACCCUAGAAUAGGUAGAAGAUCCAACAGACAUCACAAAUCUAAAAGAAAGAAACAUCAAGGAAACAAUGAAGUUCUUACUCCGAUUUUGCAGUAUGUUACUAAAGAUGGAUACGUUAUAUUUGAAAAACAGAUAUCAAAAGGUGAAGCUAAAGAUUGGUUAGUAAGUAAAGGCGAUAACAAAAAUGCGAUAGAAACUUUAUCUCCUAUGAAAGAGGACGAUAUUGAAAAUAGCGUUGGAGAAACUGGAAAUAAUAACGGGCAUACUAAAGUCUUAAUUAAAGCCGUAGAAGAAAUUGAAGUUAAAACAGAGUUGAAUCCUCAUAAAUUGUAUAAAACGAAAAACGUUAAACGAAAACAACUUAGAAAAAAAGGGAAACAAUAAUUUUAUUUCAUAUUUUUAUACGUUUUUAUCAUUUUUAUUAAAUAUUUUGCAACUGUA
Bicyclus anynana (squinting bush brown) is the source of this 965-nucleotide messenger RNA. RefSeq lists its product as uncharacterized. The coding region runs from base 84 to 908 and encodes 274 amino acids. Lineage: Eukaryota; Metazoa; Arthropoda; Insecta; Lepidoptera; Nymphalidae. The transcript has a single exon. The record is from RefSeq and is a predicted model, not a curated record.